Kockovaella imperatae is the source of this 4641-nucleotide messenger RNA. RefSeq lists its product as hypothetical. Bases 1 to 4641 code for a protein of 1546 amino acids. NCBI's taxonomy places the organism in Eukaryota, Fungi, Basidiomycota, Tremellomycetes, Tremellales, Cuniculitremaceae. Gene Ontology annotation, biological process: positive regulation of GTPase activity; Ras protein signal transduction. The record is from RefSeq and is a predicted model, not a curated record. Gene Ontology annotation, cellular component: plasma membrane. The transcript has 9 exons. Gene Ontology annotation, molecular function: protein binding; guanyl-nucleotide exchange factor activity.
AUGACCGAUGCCUUCUCUCGACCGUACUCCACUGCAUCCAUCAUCUCACCACACGAUGCAUUGGAAGCGCUAGUCGCAAAAGAUAGGAUGGAUAUGGGGACGUAUCCACCUUCACCGGAUGAACUUGCCCCUCCUUCGACCUCCACCACGCCGUCUCGCCCCUUGCUCUCCAAUGGACAGGCUCAUCCAAAUUCAUCUUCACCUCUACCAGUCAAUGAUGGCAUGCAUGGCACGCCGCCCACGUCCAGUCGAGCUGGACCUAGCAGGCUUGGAGGAAGUGCCAGCGGGAUCCCUCCUCAGACUCCACCACCCGUCGAGAACGAUCCCUUUGACGGAAGACAUUUCGUCAGGGCCAUUUUUGACUUUGCGGCGACUGAUCCAUCUGCACUGUCGUUCUGCGCGGGAGAUAUCAUCGAGGUCAUCACUCGGCUCGAGAGUGGAUGGUGGGAUGGAUUGUUGGGAAGAGAGAGAGGAUGGUUCCCUUCCAACUAUGUGCAAGGGAUGGACCCGAGGUCUAUAAUGGAUCAUGUAGAUUUGGUGGUGGAGGACGACGAAGAGGAGGAAGGUGAAGAGGUUCAGGCAUAUUCCCCCGUCGACUCGUUUGGAUCCGCUCAAGCUGGACCAUCCAGACAACGGAGAUCUGUCGACAGGCAGGUGUCUCGUCGUUCUCACAUGAGCUUAUCUACUACUGGAGACGACCUCGCGCUGAGAUCAUGGGACGAUGUCAACGACGAUUUCACAAGCAGUGUGGGUUUAGGGGAUCUAGCGAGAGAAGUGAUGGGACAAGGAGAGGACGACGACUUUGAAGCUGCAGCGGAUCACCAUCGUCGGCGGCGACUGGAUCCAUCGACAGUCGAGACAAAUGGACCAACAGACGAGUUUGCACUUGCCGCAAGGGACCGGCAAAGACGUCAACAGAUGGCUUGGGAAGGAGAAGGGACACCUAAAGCAGACGACUUUGAGCCUGGAGCAUGGGGUCGACAGAGACAAGAAACGACAGAUACAGUCAGAGAACUACAACGUGCCACCAUGGAAUCCCACACAAGUUCAGAAAAGAUGCAAGGGUCCAGUGGGGGGGGCAUGGACGCUUGGGUCCCUUCGAUGACUCCGGAUGGUCAGGUGUAUUACCACAAUGAGCUGACCGGCGAGGACGCUUGGGAAUUACCCACUCGCUUGCCAUCUGAAGGGUCAGAAACAUUUGAUGGAGGCGACGACGACGACGACUUUUUCAGCAGCUCGUUUGCAACGUCUGGAGCUGGUCCAUCUUCGGCGGCGGUCUACGCCAGUGCCAGGUUGGGCGGCGGCGGCUCGUUUGGCCUUGACAGACCUCCUGCUCCCUCUGGGGAGAUUGAGUCAUUUCAACCCCCACCUCGAUCACGCGAUCUCCCCGAGCCAUGGACAAUGCGCAUGACGGACGAUGGUAGAGGAUGGUAUUAUGUCGACACGGUCACUGGACACACUCGAAAAAAUCCCCCUUCACCCAUCAUGCGCGACACGUCUGAUCACAUGAACAGACUGAGUAUCGCUUCGAUCCCUCCUCCUCAAGCUCCUGCUCGCACGCUUCAACCUCGCCGAUCGCUCGACUUGAGACGCCGUCAAAUGGACGACUGGGCACGCCAGACUCGUGAAAGGGUGAGAGCACGUAUACCAAGACACACACCGCCAACCAUGGCGCAAAUGAUUGAAAACGUCAAUGAGAGUCUACGAGACGUUUUCGAAGCCUGCGUCGCUGGAUCUUCAGCCGAGGAAGAAGUCUCUCGGGCGGAUGACUUGGGAUCGGAAUCAGAUGUAGUCAUGGCUUUGGCGAGGGAAGAAGCGGCAGAAGCGUCUCUCAAGAUCGCCCACCUGUCGACGUUGGCCGCCAUACGAGAUCUGUUCGCUGCAUUCGGAUACGUUGGACCCUUGGAAGCGGACGCGGACAUGCCCAGGCCGAAAUGGGUCGGGGACAUGACAUUGAUAGGCAGCAUAGGUCUACUCUCGGCCAAUGUUCAUGCCGCCACCACUUCACACCGACUUUCCGAUUCAGGCACGACGACGUGGCAUGAAGUCAUGCGAUCAGCAUCAAAGCUGAACGAUGUCAUUGCCCUCUUUCCUGCUUCUGUCAGUCCUGGAACUACGGCCGCAGCUCAAGAUGCAGUCAAGGGCAAGAUCAGGGAGAUCACAUUGAGCACGGAUGGAUUCGGCUGGCCUUUCAGUGGGAGGUUUGGAUUCGGCAAGGUCAAGGAAGGCAAAGUCCUGCGAGCGUUGAAUGGCGCUACGGUGGAGGAGCUCGACAAGGUCAGACUCGCUCUAUCUGACUCUAUCGGCCGUGGAGAUCCAGUGAUCGAUCACGUGCGCCUGAUGUCGACGUUCCUGACACUGCUCUUGUCCGUGGAUGUGGCGUCUUCCAUCGAUACGGAUGGAGACGCGAGUGUAGGUGCGGAGGAGGCGAACGCAAAGGCGUACUCGGAGCUGGUCAGACGAGCUAGGAUAGCCCUUGGAGACUUGGAGUCGGUCGAAGACCGUCUCCACAGGUUCAUUGCUUCGGCCCUGACGAGUACCUCGAGUCCUCCUGAUCUGACCGCUCUGGCCACCGUAACCGAGGCCACCAUGGCCACUGUUCGAUCCCUUCUGGAUAUCUCCUCCAUCCAACGCAGCAUGAUCGAUCAGUCACUUGUCCUUGGACAAUUCGGGCAUCGGUCACCAUCCUACGUUCGUCCAGAGCUUUCUCCCCCAUCCCGCCUUGGCAAACUUACCAUCCCCAAACGCACUGCCCGAGGUUUAGAAGAGGAAUUUCUGGACGCUGGAGGUGAAUUCAACGAGGAGCUACGUGAUCAAGCUGGAGAGCUUGUGCCUUCUGCGAGUGGCUCUCAAGUCUCACUGCCUCGACGAGCCGUUCCGCAGCCUGGUCCAGGGGAGAUCUCCGCGACGAGCAGUACGACAUCGUUGACAUAUCAAAAGUCAGAUAGCGACACUGCGAGUCAAAAGGGUAAACGAAGUAGUCUGAUGAGGUUUAUGCGUGGUCGUUCUGGAAGCGAUGCAGAUGAGGGACGGCUCAACGCCAAGUCGCGACAGACGUCGAAGAAGCUUGCCAAAUUGCUCGGGGAAGACGUAUCGACCCUGGGUCACCCAUUACCGCCACCUCUCGCGCCACCCAUCCAACAGGUCCCCGAGACACCUUGGUAUCUUGGGAAUGACUAUGAAGCGUCCGAGCUCAUGUUUGACGACAAGGGUGGAGUCAGAGCGGGAUCAUUGAGGGCUCUCGUGGCGAGAUUGACACCUUAUGGCUCGACGGAUACCAGCUUCUUCCAAGCCUUCAUGCUCACUUUUCGAUCCUUCACCUCGUCUCAGGAACUGCUGGAUAGCCUUCUCCAGCGAUACUAUAUCGAGCCGCCCGCCGGCUUGACCUCGGUGGAACUGUCGGAUUGGACGAGACAGAAGCAGACUCCACUGCGCCUGAGAGUGUGUAACACCCUACGAGCAUGGCUUGACAAAUACUACGUCGACAAGCUUGACUCGCCGUUACUGGAUCGGAUUGAACAAUUCGCAGAGGAUGAAACGAGAAUGUUGGCUGCUCAACAGCUCAAGGGACUCGUCCAGCGUCGACGCCGAGGUGAAAUCGAGGUCCAACGCCGCAUCGUCUCCGGGGCCCUGCUCUCGCCACCUGCUCCUCUGAUCCCUCGCGUGCCGGCCGGUCGGGAAAUGAAUGUCCUCGACGUCGCUCCAUUGGAGCUCGCGCGUCAAUUGACCAUUCUCGAAUCUGGUUUCUUCCAACGUGUUCAACCUGCCGAGUGUCUGAACAAAUCAUGGAAUGGUCCGGAUGGAGACAAGCACGCGCCCAAUGUUCGGGGCGUCAUCAAGACUGCCAAUAUCCUGUCCGGAUGGGUCGGCACGACCUGCUUGAGCAGUCGUGAUGCGAAACAUCGAGCGAGGAUCAUGAAGCAUUUCGUCCAGACGGCUAUCGAAUUACGCAAUUUGAACAACUUUUCAUCCAUGGCUGCUGUGGCUGCUGGACUCAACACGGCCCCUGUGCUCCGUCUCAAGCGUUCUUGGGAACUGUGCAGUCCAAAGACUCAAGCUCAAAAGGCCGAAGUGGACAAGACGUUGGACUCGACCAAGAACUUUUCAAACUACAAGGAUAUGCUCAAGACGAUCAAUCCGCCGUGUGUCCCGUUCUUUGGCUUCUGGCUCUCUGCCCUGACGUUUAUCGAAGAUGGCAAUAAAGACUUUAUACCUGCUGCGACUGGUGAACCUGUCCAACCUGGAUCAGGCAUGAGUCAUUCCACAUCCUCUUCAUCGCUCAACACUUCGGCCCGAACGCCUGUGUCUGCGCCGACGCCUCUGUCUGCGUUUACUCCGAGCACGAGUACAAGCACCACCACCGCCAGUACCGCCGCUGCCGACGGAAAUCAACCACUAUUGAUCAAUUUUUUUAAACGGUCCCUCGCCGCAGAGAUCCUGAGAGAUAUCCAACAGUAUCAAUCUCAACCGUACAACCUUGCGAAAUCAAGAAUGGUCUACGAUUGGUUGAUGAAGCAGUUGGAAUAUUGUGAUAGGACGUAUGACCUCGACAAGAUGUACAACUUGAGUUUACAGUUGGAACCGAGGGAGAGGGAGGAGGAGAGGAUUACGAGAAUGUUGCAUGAUUCGGGCUUCAUCUGA